CAUAACUUACUGUCAACUGUGAGGCAAACCACAAAGCUCCACUGUUGCUCAGCAAAUAGGCUCUAUUGGAUGAUGGCUUGACUAGCUUGUAAAGUUUGCUUAACUGUAGCAGCAGUGGCAGAAGGUAUGUGGGGUACUGUAUCUCCCAACAGGCCAAGAGAUUUCACUUCUUUCAUUUACUUUUAUGUUUUUAACUCCUUUAAUUGUUGAACAAAGUUAACAGUGUUUUGUUUAGCAAAUUAGAUGUUGCUUAAAGUUAUGGCUACAAUUGGUAGCCUGAGACUUGGCAGAGAUUAAUUAGCUGUGGGGUUGGGUUUUUUUUUUUUUUUGGUUGGCAGUCAGAGGUUUCUUGUGAUUUGGGAAGGUGUCAAAGGUGUUAUGCCCUCAAGUUCUGAAGUUCUGGCUGGUGUGGUAAGAGAAAGCCCGAUUGAAGAGUGGAAGAGCAGCCACUUCAUAAGAAUGUCUUCCAAGCAAGCCACCUCUCCAUUUGCCUGUGCAGCUGAUGGAGAGGAUGCGAUGACCCAGGAUUUAACCUCAAGGGAAAAGGAAGAGGGCAGUGAUCAACAUGUGGCCUCCCAUCUGCCUCUGCACCCCAUAAUGCACAACAAACCUCACUCUGAGGAGCUACCAACACUUGUCAAUACCAUUCAACAAGAUGCUGACUGGGACAGCGUUCUGUCAUCUCAGCAAAGAAUGGAAUCAGAGAAUAAUAAGUUAUGUUCCCUAUAUUCCUUCCGAAAUACCUCUACCUCACCACAUAAGCCUGACGAAGGGAGUCGGGACCGUGAGAUAAUGACCAGUGUUACUUUUGGAACCCCAGAACGCCGCAAAGGGAGUCUUGCCGAUGUGGUGGACACACUGAAACAGAAGAAGCUUGAGGAAAUGACUCGGACUGAACAAGAGGAUUCCUCCUGCAUGGAAAAACUACUUUCAAAAGAUUGGAAGGAAAAAAUGGAAAGACUAAAUACCAGUGAACUUCUUGGAGAAAUUAAAGGUACACCUGAGAGCCUGGCAGAAAAAGAACGGCAGCUCUCCACCAUGAUUACCCAGCUGAUCAGUUUACGGGAGCAGCUACUGGCAGCGCAUGAUGAACAGAAAAAACUGGCAGCCUCACAAAUUGAGAAACAACGGCAGCAAAUGGACCUUGCUCGCCAACAGCAAGAACAGAUUGCGAGACAACAGCAGCAACUUCUGCAACAGCAGCACAAAAUUAAUCUCCUGCAGCAACAGAUCCAGGUUCAGGGUCACAUGCCUCCGCUCAUGAUCCCAAUUUUUCCACAUGACCAGCGGACCCUGGCAGCAGCUGCUGCUGCCCAACAGGGAUUCCUCUUCCCCCCUGGAAUAACAUACAAACCAGGUGAUAACUACCCCGUACAGUUCAUUCCAUCAACAAUGGCAGCUGCUGCUGCUUCUGGACUCAGCCCUUUACAGCUCCAGAAGGGUCAUGUCUCCCACCCACAAAUUAACCAAAGGCUAAAGGGCCUAAGUGACCGUUUUGGCAGGAAUUUGGACACCUUUGAACAUGGUGGUGGCCACUCUUACAACCACAAACAGAUUGAGCAGCUCUAUGCCGCUCAGCUGGCCAGCAUGCAGGUGUCACCUGGAGCAAAGAUGCCAUCAACUCCACAGCCACCAAACACAGCAGGGACGGUCUCACCUACUGGGAUAAAAAAUGAAAAGAGAGGGACCAGCCCUGUAACUCAAGUUAAGGAUGAAGCAGCAGCACAGCCUCUGAAUCUCUCAUCCCGACCCAAGACAGCAGAGCCUGUAAAGUCCCCAACGUCUCCCACCCAGAACCUCUUCCCAGCCAGCAAAACCAGCCCUGUCAAUCUGCCAAACAAAAGCAGCAUCCCUAGCCCCAUUGGAGGAAGCCUGGGAAGAGGAUCCUCUUUAGAUAUCCUGUCUAGUCUCAACUCCCCUGCCCUUUUUGGGGAUCAGGAUACAGUGAUGAAAGCCAUUCAGGAGGCGCGGAAGAUGCGAGAGCAGAUCCAGCGGGAGCAACAGCAGCAACAGCCACAUGGUGUUGACGGGAAACUGUCCUCCAUAAAUAAUAUGGGGCUGAACAACUGCAGGAAUGAAAAGGAAAGAACGCGCUUUGAGAAUUUGGGGCCCCAGUUAACGGGAAAGUCAAAUGAAGAUGGAAAACUGGGCCCAGGUGUCAUCGACCUUACUCGGCCAGAAGAUGCAGAGGGAAGUAAAGCAAUGAAUGGCUCUGCAGCUAAACUACAGCAGUAUUAUUGUUGGCCAACAGGAGGUGCCACUGUGGCUGAAGCACGAGUCUACAGGGACGCCCGCGGCCGUGCCAGCAGCGAGCCACACAUCAAGCGACCAAUGAAUGCAUUCAUGGUUUGGGCAAAGGAUGAGAGGAGAAAAAUCCUUCAGGCCUUCCCCGACAUGCAUAACUCCAACAUUAGCAAAAUCUUAGGAUCUCGCUGGAAAUCAAUGUCCAACCAGGAGAAGCAACCUUAUUAUGAAGAGCAGGCCCGGCUAAGCAAGAUCCACUUAGAGAAGUACCCAAACUAUAAAUACAAACCCCGACCGAAACGCACCUGCAUUGUUGAUGGCAAAAAGCUUCGGAUUGGGGAGUAUAAGCAACUGAUGAGGUCUCGGAGACAGGAGAUGAGGCAGUUCUUUACUGUGGGGCAACAGCCUCAGAUUCCAAUCACCACAGGAACAGGUGUUGUGUAUCCUGGUGCUAUCACUAUGGCAACUACCACACCAUCGCCUCAGAUGACAUCUGACUGCUCUAGCACCUCGGCCAGCCCGGAGCCCAGCCUCCCGGUCAUCCAGAGCACUUAUGGUAUGAAGACAGAUGGCGGAAGCCUAGCUGGAAAUGAAAUGAUUAAUGGAGAGGAUGAAAUGGAAAUGUAUGAUGACUAUGAAGAUGACCCCAAAUCAGACUAUAGCAGUGAAAAUGAAGCCCCGGAGGCUGUCAGUGCCAACUGAGGAGUUUUUGUUUGCUGAAUUAAAGUACUCUGACAUUUCACCCCCCUCCCCAACAAAAAGUUAUUAAAGAGCCCGCAUGCAUUUGUGGCUCCACAAUUACAUCA
This is a messenger RNA of Gorilla gorilla gorilla (western lowland gorilla), 3050 nucleotides long. RefSeq names its product SRY-box transcription factor 6 (gene SOX6). Bases 379 to 2946 code for a protein of 855 amino acids. Gene Ontology annotation, cellular component: nucleus. The transcript is spliced from 16 exons. Gene Ontology annotation, biological process: regulation of transcription by RNA polymerase II; cell fate commitment; positive regulation of chondrocyte differentiation. NCBI's taxonomy places the organism in Eukaryota, Metazoa, Chordata, Mammalia, Primates, Hominidae. Gene Ontology annotation, molecular function: RNA polymerase II cis-regulatory region sequence-specific DNA binding; DNA-binding transcription factor activity, RNA polymerase II-specific. The record is from RefSeq and is a predicted model, not a curated record.